AAUUGACUCACUUCUAGUUCCUCGGUUCCUACUUCCAAGCUCUCAGCUUCGAAGCCUUUCCUAACCAACGGGCACUCCGUGAAAACGGUAGUGUAGUCUAUACAACCAAAGGGGUCUACCAGGGGAGGGGAGACGCUUGGUCUACGAGUGGUGGGUGCAAAGAAAUGGCGAUGAAUGGAGACAUACUAAUGCUGGAAGCGCCGCCUGGUGUGUGGCGGCCGAGCUGGUCAGUUGCUAGGUGGGAAGAGAUGGUAGAUGCAUUGGCAUAUAUCGACGACGAUUACGGAAAACCAGUUGUUAAACAAGAAGUUGACAGAUUAGUGGUGGAGCAGUUGCGGCGGAGCAUUAAGAAGCCCUCUGAUUUCCUCAAGGAACUUCCUCCGGUCCCCAAGUUGAAUUUCGAGAAUCACCCUAUGCUUGCCAGAGAAUAUGAACGUGUGAAAUCAGGCAAGCCUCCUGCAACAUUGGAGAUGUCUCGAUAUGGACUAGAACCACCUCCUGUAAAUAAAAGGCAUGACGCAGAGGCUUGGAAGCCUGUUCUUGGAAAUGCAUAUGGCAUGUUACAACACCAAAUAAUAAGACUAGAGAAUCUGGAUUUGAUGGCAAAGCAUGGUGCUGAUGUUUGGAAACUUUACAAUCAACGGCUGGAGAAGUUCUUGUCCAGGAUGCAGGCAAUUGCUUUGCAAUACAAUGAAGGAAUUGAAAUUGUGAACCGUGAAAGGAAAUUUCAUCAGAAAAACACUGCAGUUGAGCUUAAUGCCUUGUCUGCACAGUGGAACGAGCUCUGUGAGAAAAACAUAGAGAUGGAAGCUGCAUGUGCUAAGAUUGAAACUGAAAUUGAAGAACUGAAAAUAGAAGCUACAGAAAGAGGCUGGAGCUUGGAGGCUGGAGCUUGGAGGCUAACAUAGAGAAUGGUACUUUGAGGCACUUGGAACAUUGAGGAGGAUCAAUUAAUCGUGACCAAUGUGUAUUUGGGCACAUUAAUCAAAAAUGGGCAAGGGUCUGGCAGAUUCCAAGGAUCUUCCAGAUUAUCAACUCAGGAAGGCAAAUCCAAGAAAAUCAAGGUUUAAAAACUCAGAAUUGGGUACAAUUCAAAUUGACUUGGGAAUCAAUGAGAUUCAUCUUAGUAUCUGGCUAAGCUAUCUGUAAAUUCUGGCUUGAUUUUUAAAGCCAUAAGAAAAGUAUGGACGUAAAUGGAUCGUCAAAAUUUUGUAUUUGGUUCGUGUUUGUAAAUGUUUAGGGAAAUCAUUGCCCAAGAAAUCAAUUUUCAAAGUCUAAAUGCAUCCAAAAGCUAAUCGGGUGUAUAUGGAUAUUAUUUGAUACAUUUAGUUUUGAUUAUAAAAGGUGAUAAAAUAAUAGUUUUAGAGU
This is a messenger RNA of Macadamia integrifolia, 1368 nucleotides long. RefSeq names its product pre-mRNA-splicing factor SPF27 homolog. The record is from RefSeq and is a predicted model, not a curated record. The transcript is spliced from 7 exons. NCBI's taxonomy places the organism in Eukaryota, Viridiplantae, Streptophyta, Magnoliopsida, Proteales, Proteaceae. The coding region runs from base 165 to 908 and encodes 247 amino acids. Gene Ontology annotation, biological process: mRNA processing. Gene Ontology annotation, cellular component: catalytic step 2 spliceosome; Prp19 complex; precatalytic spliceosome.